AAUUUCUUAAUCGCUCACAGUUUCGAUUUUGAUUGUUAACUAUAGCUAUGAGAGUUGGGAUUGGCAGAGAAUCGGCUGGUUGCUCAUUGUAGCUGGCAAAUUGACGACUCAAGCUCAAGGGGAUCCAAGUUUUUUCUUUAUUUGACAGUUACUAGUCGGAAAAGGAUCGCUCGUUCACUCAAUUGCUCAUUUCCAGCUCCGAAUUUUGAUCGGGAAACAGUUCGAUUGCCGGACGCGAAGGAGACUGGUGACUGACCAGUUUUUGAUCGCGCAAAAUGGCGGCACCUGACAAGCAGAGCGCUUUGGAUUACAUCAAUCAGAUGUUCCCCACAGAGGCCUCUCUAUCUGGUGUUGAGCCCCUUAUGCAGAAAAUACACAGUGAAAUCCGUAGAGUGGAUGCUGAGAUUUUGGCUGCUGUUCGUCAGCAGAGUAAUUCAGGGAGCAAGGCCCGGGAGGACCUUGCAGCAGCUACUCGUGCUGUUCAGGAACUCUUAUACAAAAUGCAAGAAAUAAAAACUAAAGCAGAGCAAAGUGAAACAAUGGUUCAGGAAAUAUGCCGUGACAUCAAGAAACUGGAUUUUGCAAAGAAGCAUAUAACUACAACGAUUACUGCCCUUCAUCGUCUUACUAUGCUAGUAUCUGCUGUAGAACAACUUCAAGCUAUGGCUUCUAAAAGGCAAUACAAGGAGGCAGCUGCACAGCUUGAGGCUGUCAACCAGUUAUGCAGUCAUUUUGAGGCUUAUAGAGAUUUUCAGAAGAUCACAGAGCUACGAGAAAAGUUCAAGAGCAUCAAACAAAUUUUGAAGUCUCACGUGUUCUCGGAUUUCUCUAGCUUAGGUACAGGAAAAGAGACAGAGGAAACUAAUUUACUGCAGCAGCUAUCUGACGCAUGCCUGGUUGUUGAUGCCCUCGAGCCAUCAGUUAGGGAAGAGUUAGUAAAGAAUUUCUGUAGUAGAGAGCUUACUUCUUACCAGCAAAUUUUUGAGGGAGCAGAAUUGGCAAAGUUAGAUAAAACAGAAAGACGAUAUGCUUGGAUCAAGCGCCGCCUACGAACCAAUGAGGAGAUUUGGAAAAUUUUCCCCUCUUCAUGGCAUGUCCCUUAUCUCCUUUGCAUCCAGUUCUGCAAGUUGACGAGGACACAACUGGUGGAUAUCCUCAACAAUCUUAAAGAAAAACCAGAUGUUGGAACACUGUUGCUGGCUUUACAACGGACUUUGGAGUUUGAGGAAGAAUUAGCAGAGAAAUUUGGUGGUGGAAGUCGCAGCAAAGAAUCAGGAAGUGACAAUGGGGAAGAUACAACUGAGAGCAGCAGUCAAACUAUUUCAGACAUUCGAAAGAAAUAUGAGAAAAGGCUUGCAGCACAUCAUGGAAGUGAGAAUGAGGACCAAGAUGGCCACAAAGAUCUGUCUGUGCCUGAUGCUGGGUUCAAUUUUAGAGGGAUCAUUUCAUCAUGCUUUGAACCAUACUUGGCGGUCUAUGUUGAACUGGAGGAAAAAACUCUUAUGGAGCAUUUGGAGAAACUUGUCCAGGAAGAAACAUGGGAAAUUGAAGAGGGAAGUCAAACUAAUAUUUUAUCUAGCAGUAUGCAGGUGUUUUUGAUCAUAAGAAGGACGUUAAAGAGAUGCAGUGCUCUGACAAAAAAUCAGACAUUGUUUAAUUUAUUCAAGGUAUUCCAAAGAAUUCUUAAAGCAUAUGCCACAAAGCUUUUCGCAAGAUUGCCGAAGGGUGGCACAGGACUUGUAGCAGCUGCUACAGGAAUGGAUGGUCAGAUCAAGACAUCUGACAAGGAUGAACGUUUGAUCUGCUAUAUAGUCAACACGGCUGAAUAUUGUCACAAGACGUCAGGUGAAUUGGCUGAAAAUGUCUCCAAAAUAGUUGAUCCCCAAUAUGCCGAUAGCAUCGACAUGUCUGAAGUACAGGAUGAGUUCUCAGCAGUUAUAACAAAAGCACUGAUAACUCUUGUGCAUGGUAUAGAAACAAAGUUUGACUCUGAAAUGGCUGCAAUGACACGUGUUCCUUGGGGCACACUCGAAAGUGUUGGUGAUCAAUCAGAAUAUGUGAAUGGCAUAAAUACAAUUCUGACUUCAAGCAUUCCUGUACUUGGAAGGCUUCUUUCUCCUAUAUAUUUCCAGUUCUUCCUCGAUAAGCUUGCAUCAUCUCUUGGUCCGCGCUUCUAUCUCAAUAUCUUCAAAUGCAAGCAAAUCUCCGAAACAGGAGCACAACAAAUGCUGCUGGAUACACAAGCUGUCAAAACAAUCCUUCUGGAAAUUCCUUCCCUUGGAAAACAGGCGGCAUCUGCUGCUGCUGGCUACUCGAAAUUUGUAAGCCGUGAAAUGAGCAAAGCUGAAGCACUGUUAAAAGUUAUAUUGUCCCCUAUCGACUCUGUGGCAGAUACAUAUUGUGCUCUACUGCCCGAGGGUACUCCUUCCGAGUUCCAGCGAAUUCUGGAUCUUAAGGGCCUCAAAAGGACUGACCAGCAAAGCAUACUAGACGACUACAACAAGCGUGGGGCAGGGACGUAUCAACAAUCCAUCAAGGCGGCCGUUCCAUCUGCACCUAACACUACGGUAGCACCUAAUCAAUCCACACCUGCUGGAAUAAUUCCAUUGAAGGAAGAGAUUGUGGCAAGGGCUGCUGCACUCGGGAGAGGUGCUGCCACAACUGGAAUCCGCAGAAUCCUGGCAUUAACCGAGUCAACUACCAAAGAUCGCAAGGAUGGACCUCUGAGGAAGCUUUUUAUUGGAUGAAAGCACAAAAAAGUCGAAUGAUUCGCUUACUCUGGUUAGGUUUAUUUUGCUUUCUCUCUGAGUAUUGCAUCAAUCUUUCUAACCUCUUUAUUGCUCCCCUUCCCCAACCGGCAUAGAUAACCUUUUCCACCUGUGGAGGGUUUUUCUUUUCUUGGAGGUAUCCUGUUGUGUAGAGCGUCCUAGCUAGUUUUUGGGCAUUUUUUUGUAUAUGAAAAUUGGAAACUGGAAAAAGAUUUUGAUGAUACGCGUUAUAAUAUAAUGACUCUUCUUCC
Salvia miltiorrhiza (redroot sage) is the source of this 3019-nucleotide messenger RNA. RefSeq names its product vacuolar protein sorting-associated protein 53 A. Gene Ontology annotation, cellular component: GARP complex. The record is from RefSeq and is a predicted model, not a curated record. Bases 276 to 2747 code for a protein of 823 amino acids. The transcript has 25 exons. Lineage: Eukaryota; Viridiplantae; Streptophyta; Magnoliopsida; Lamiales; Lamiaceae. Gene Ontology annotation, biological process: retrograde transport, endosome to Golgi.